AUGGUGUCUCUCGGCGGGGAGGGCGCGUUUCCUCCUGGCUCGACCGUACAUUUCAAGACCGCCCUUGGAGCUUCUCUUCAGGCUCAAGUAGUUUGUUUCGAUCCCGCGCUCAAGGUACUUGUAGUACGUGAUACAUCAAGUGGGAAGGCAACCGUACGUAUGUUCAAUAUAGCUCUCAUAAGUGAGAUCAGAGAGAUUGCGGGUCCUGCUAAUGGCGAUACGCUUGAAACCAUGUUUUCCCCUAGCUCAAUGACCAAUCAGCAGGUCAACGAUAGAAGCGCUAUAGCAGAGAAUCGUCGUUGCAUUGAAGCAAUGGAAACCGAUGUACCAUUGGAGGGUCAGCGGGCAUUCAUACAACUGCGACGAACUUUAGAUGAUGUUCGUUGGAAGGGUGAAGACAUUUCGGUACUUGAACGUGUUGUUGUCCGACCACCUUACACUCCCGAAAGUGCCGUUGCAUUGCAGGAAGCGGAUUCACAGUCUCAGUCCGCUCUAAUGCACGUCCGCAAAAUCUUGUCUAAGCCGUUUGUGCCCGAGGUACCUAUGACAGAUUCCGAUGAUGACAUUCCGCGACUUCCUGCGGAUACUUUAGCUAUUUUGCAGCAAUUCCAAGAAGAGCAGUGCAAUAUUGCUAAUGGCGUUGUGGAUGUGAUUACGGAGGAUUGGCAGCUCAGUCAGUUCUGGUACGCUGCUGAAACUGCACGUCAGCUUUGCCGAGAAGUGGUCCAUGCAGCUGGGGGAGAAGGACAUAUAGGAUGCAUUUCUUGUCCCACAUUAAUGCAAUACUUCUCUGAAAUCGACGAAUACAAAACGGGUAAAGUAACUGUCAGCUUAUUGGAAUAUGAUCAACGUUUUGAGAAAAAAUUCCCAUCCGAAUAUAUACCUUACGACUAUCGACAUCCACAUGCAGUUCCUGAAGAGACUAAAGGAGCUUUUGAUGUCAUAAUCGCUGAUCCACCAUUUCUUGCUGAUGAAUGUCUAGUUAAAACAGCACAAACUGUGAGGUUAUUAGCGAAGCCAAAUGCAAAGGUUAUUCUUUGCACAGGAACAAUCAUGGCGAAAAUGGCUGAUCGUCUACUAGGACUUCAUCGGUUGAAAUUUGAACCCCAACACGCUAAUAACCUCUCCAACGAGUUCUCAUGUUUUGCUAAUUACGAAACAAAAUAUUUGUGA
Molecule: messenger RNA, 1173 nt
Organism: Necator americanus (New World hookworm)
Lineage: Eukaryota; Metazoa; Nematoda; Chromadorea; Rhabditida; Ancylostomatidae
Exons: 10
Coding region: 1-1173 (390 amino acids)
Biological process (GO): methylation
Molecular function (GO): protein-lysine N-methyltransferase activity; nucleic acid binding
Source: RefSeq, a predicted model, not a curated record